This is a messenger RNA of Saccostrea echinata, 2832 nucleotides long. RefSeq names its product tricarboxylate transport protein, mitochondrial-like. Lineage: Eukaryota; Metazoa; Mollusca; Bivalvia; Ostreida; Ostreidae. Gene Ontology annotation, biological process: mitochondrial citrate transmembrane transport. The coding region runs from base 102 to 1061 and encodes 319 amino acids. The record is from RefSeq and is a predicted model, not a curated record. The transcript has 7 exons.
AGAUUCGUGGCGUGAUGUCAUUUCCCGUGAUGAUACCUUAGGGAGAGGAUACACGCGUACACUAUUGCGUUAGGUGAGCAAAGAAAGAUUUAAAGGACAAAAUGGACAACGAGCAAAGACAGAAAAAUCAGGAAAAGAGGACAUUAGCAGGAAAUAUCACUGCACCUCCUACAAAUAGCUUUAAUUUAGCUAAAGCAACAAAGUCAAUUCUUGCAGGAGGGAUCACAGGAGGAUUAGAAAUAUGUAUAACAUUUCCCACAGAAUACGUGAAAACACAGCUACAAUUAGAUGAACGAUCGGGGGUACAGAAACGAUAUACAGGCCCCGUAAAUUGUGUUUCAGUGACAGUGCGAGACUAUGGAGUUAGGGGCCUUUAUAGGGGAUUAAGUGUACUUCUAUACGGGUCUAUUCCUAAGUCUGCAGUCAGGUUUGGGGCAUUUGAAGAAUUAAAAAGAUUUAAUGUAGAUGAAAAUGGUAAUCUAAGUCCUCACAAACGAGUACUGUGUGGAUUAGGUGCGGGUGUAUCAGAAGCUAUAUUAGCAGUAACACCCAUGGAGACAUUAAAAGUAAAAUUCAUUAACGAUCAGACUUCAGCUAACCCUCAUUACAGGGGAUUCUUCCACGGAGUAAGCCAGAUCGUAAAAGAACAAGGUAUAAGAGGUAUAUAUCAAGGUGUAGUUCCCACUAUAUUAAAACAAGGAUCUAAUCAGGCUAUUAGGUUUUUUGUGAUGGAAUCCUUAAAGCAUUGGUACAGAGAGGGAGAUCCAACAAAACCCGUCCCUGUUUAUGUGGUUGGGGCUUUUGGAGCGCUGGCAGGUGCCUGUUCUGUAUUUGGUAACACACCAAUAGAUGUCAUUAAAACGAGACUACAGGGUCUUGAAGCACACAAGUACAAGGGAACAAUUGACUGUGCAGUUAAGAUAUUCAAGCAUGAAGGACCAAGAGCGUUCUACAAAGGCACUAUUCCAAGGUUAAGUCGUGUUUGUUUAGAUGUAGCUAUUACCUUUAUGAUUUAUGAUUCUGUCAUGGACAUUUUCAACCGUCACUGGAGAUGGGGAUAAAAUCCCAGCAUCUUCAAUAAAGUUACGUAUCAGGAAAUGUAAAAUGGUGCUUGCUGGACUUGACCACCUGAAGAUUAGGCACAAAAUGUUAUGAAAAAUCACACCAAAUAUCAUCUGUAGUGAAGAGAAUUUAAUGAACAUGUCAUUGUUGAAGAUUGACAGUUAACGGUAGAAACUUGUGGAUUUAUUCAGUGUAAAGGUCUGUCCAGCGUGCCCCUGUUUCUCUACAAAUUGUAUGAUUGGGUAUUUAUUUAGAUGCAACUUGGCAUGAUUGAUGAAUUAUUUAGAUGUGAAUUUGUAUUAUUUAAAAGGAAAUCAUUUUGAUUUUUUCAUAUGUAGAGGCAUUAUAUGUUGUUAGUGCUGAAUAUUAUAUAUCACUUGGCCCUUUAAGGACCAGCUGCCAUAUUAAUGUUAAGUAAUAGUGCCAGAAUGUUAGCUGCAUUAAUAAGCUUUUAUAUUUUUAUUUAUUUCAAACAUCUGCUGCAAUAGUCCUUAUUAUUUCAUGUUGAAUUAGGUUUGUGGAACAUUUCUAUGUAUUUGAAUGAUGAGCAUUUAGUUAAGUUUAUAUAUGUGCCCAUUGCAUUCCAUAAAAAUAUUAUCAGGCAUAUUUAUUUGUCAUUUGAUGACAAGUGAUUCAAACAAAGCUAUAUUAUACAUGUAUUCAUUACUUGUUGUACAAGCAGAAAUUGUGCAGUUCUUUGCAGGUAUAUUACCUGUAUAUGUUCACAAUGUAUAUUAAUUUUUUAUUGAAAUGAUGUUUUGCAAAUAUACUUUCUAUAUUUUCUUGAUUAUUUCAUAUGAACUUGUACUACUGAUUUCAGCAAGUAAAUACAAAAAUAUAAUCAAUCAUUGCUGUAGUAGAUUUGUAUUCUUUGAUUACCACAAACUGUGAUUUGAUAUGAUGUAGGACAUUAGAAAGUUAAAAAAAAAAAGAUUUGUCUCUCUUUUAUUUAUCUUGCCUCCUUUGUCCAGUUUUUAUAGUAUCUGUAGUAUUUUUUUUUGAGGUACCUGUUUGUUUAUAUGGAUCAAGGUCAUGUUUGAUAUGUUAAGUACACCUCUUAUUAAAUGUGAAUUCAUUAUAAAUAAGAUCAUAUAGCAACAUCUAGGGAUUGAAUUUUUUUGAAUGCACAAUUCUUGGUUGAACAGUGUAGGCUUUGUUUAGAAUAAAAGUUAUAUGACUUUAAAAUGUUUUGUAGUGUACAUAAAAAUGGGUUUUCAUUUUUGGUAAUGAUGCAUAUUUUGAUCAUAAUUACAUGUAUAUGUACUAUUUUGAAAGAUGUACAAUUGCGGGCAAUUUUUUAGUGCAAUGUUGAAUUGGUGCACUCAUCUGAGGGUUUUCAAUAGUAAGUGUUCAGAUAUGUUACUAGCUUUGUGAUUUAAUUAAAUUGUGCCCAUAAGAUAAAGUUAUGCAGCUUAAUCAUGUUUUCAAUUGGAUAUUUUUUCUUCAUUUUCACUGCUCAUUUGCAUUUUAAAUGUUAUAAUCCGACAAUGUACACAUAAAUCCAAAAUCUAACCAGUAUUAAAUGUGUAUUUUAAGCACACUUAUAAUUCUAUGUAUGCCAGAUGAUUUAACAGUGUUAUUUCAUGUCAAUUACACUCAUUAUGUCUUCUUUUUUUUAUUUUAGAAUCUUUAUAAAAACCAUUUGAUUUUAACACCAGGUUACAAAUAUUUUAAAAUAGACAAACCAAACCCAAUUUUUCUAUGCAGUACUUACUAGUAUUUCAAUUGAUGCACAUACAUGUAUGUAUUAUUAUUUCUUGUAGAUCUUCA